Messenger RNA from Ziziphus jujuba (common jujube), 2272 nucleotides. RefSeq names its product glucan endo-1,3-beta-glucosidase 11-like. The record is from RefSeq and is a predicted model, not a curated record. Gene Ontology annotation, molecular function: hydrolase activity, hydrolyzing O-glycosyl compounds. Gene Ontology annotation, biological process: carbohydrate metabolic process. Gene Ontology annotation, cellular component: plasma membrane. The transcript is spliced from 3 exons. The coding region runs from base 484 to 1590 and encodes 368 amino acids. NCBI's taxonomy places the organism in Eukaryota, Viridiplantae, Streptophyta, Magnoliopsida, Rosales, Rhamnaceae.
UCAGAGAGUGGUCUUCACGUGCGAAUGUAAAUCAGCCAAAGAAAACAGAAGAAACAAAAAAAAAAAAAAACUACUGAAAAAGACCGCCCAAACCCAACUCUUUCUUGCUCUUUCUUCUUCUUCUUCUUCUUGAAUUGCGUUUGCAUAAGAUAAAAAACAGAUUUUUCGAAAACAGAGACUUGUUUAACUUUUCUAAGAGAGAAAGAGAUGGAUUUGAGUGGCUGUUGUAGUACUAGUUCAUGAGAAAGAGAGGGAGAGAGAAAGAAACAGAGAGAUAGAGAUAGAGAUAGAGAGAGAGAGAGAGAGAGAAGGGUGUUUAGAGAUUGUCGUAUGGCAUGCCUGAGAAAGACGAAGCAACGCAUUUUGAAGGGCUUGUUUUUCUCACUUCUUUUGCCCUUUUAUGCGGCCACCCCACCAACGCACAUAGCUAUCUUUACCGAAGAUUGAAUCCUUUAUUGAUGGUUUUCACUCUCUGCAGCUGCAAUGAAUAAUUUCCGAGUUUUCUCGCUGUUUGUCUACGUCUUCUUGCUGUUUUUGCCUCCGAUUGCAUCUCUCACCGUGCAGGCAUUCACUGGGACAUAUGGAAUAAAUUAUGGAAGAAUUGCUGAUAACAUACCCUCACCUGAUGAAGUUGUUACUCUCCUCAGAGCAGCAAAAAUAAAGAAUGUCAGGAUUUAUGAUGCUGAACAUAGUGUUCUCAAGGCCUUUAGUGGAACUGGUCUUGAAUUGGUGGUUGGACUUCCCAAUGGAUUGCUCAAAGACAUGAGUGCCAAUGCGGAUCAUGCAAUGGAAUGGGUUAAAGAAAAUGUACAAGCAUUUCUUCCUGAAACUCACAUUUGUGGAAUUGCUGUGGGAAAUGAAGUUCUAGGUGGAAGUGAUUAUGAAUUAUGGGGAGCUUUACUGGGGGCGGUGAAAAAUAUUUAUAAUGCUGUAAAGAAGCUCAACUUAGAUGAUGUAGUACAGAUCACCACAGCACAUUCCCAGGCUGUUUUUUCUAAUUCCUACCCUCCAUCUUCAUGUACAUUCAGAGAUAAUGUUGUCCAAUACAUGAAGCCACUUUUGGAGUUCUUCGCACAAGUUGGUUCUCCCUUCUGUUUAAAUGCUUACCCAUUCCUUGCCUACAUGAGUGAUCCGGAGAAUAUUGAUAUUAAUUAUGCUCUUUUCAAGUCAACCCAGGGGAUUUAUGAUCCAAAAACCGAUCUUCAUUAUGAUAACAUGCUUGAUGCUCAAAUUGAUGCCGCAUAUGCAGCUUUGGAAAAUGCUGGAUAUAAGAAGAUGGAAGUUGUUGUUACAGAGACUGGAUGGGCUUCACGUGGAGAUGAGAAUGAAUCGGCAGCGACAGUUAAUAAUGCAAGGACAUAUAACUACAACUUGCGGAAAAGGCUUGCAAAGAAGAAAGGAACGCCCCUCCGGCCAAAGAAUGUUGUUAAGGCAUAUAUUUUUGCAGCAUUUAAUGAGGAUUUGAAGCCUGGGGCAACUUCGGAGAGAAACUUUGGACUAUUCAAAGCUGAUGGCACCAUAGCAUAUGAUAUUGGGUUUCAUGGACUUGAUUCUUCCUCCGCAAAGUCAUUACUUUUAUAUUUGAAGUGACAGGGCCUUUAAUUGAAAUUCAUGGAGCUGUGUCUGCAACAGAUCUAAUGUCUUUAAAAAUAUGUUAACAACCAUGUUGUCAUGCAUCCCGGUAAAGGCUUCAUCUAGCUUUUCAGUGAAUGUUGUUAUGGAGGAUCGGAAGAGAUCCUAGAACAUUUCUACAAAACCAAAUACGAAAUCCUCUAUUGAGUGUUCACUGUCCAUGUUCUUGAAAGAAGUCCCAUUUACAGGUCGGCCACAGAAAUUUCAUAAGUGGAAAUGAUGGGUAGUAAUUAUUCAUCCAGAACUCUCUUUCAAUCAAAGGAAUUAUAUCUUAAUCAGCCAGGCGAAGUAUUGGACAAACAGCUUCAAUUUUUUUGCUUCUAUUCUAGGUCCCUGUUCCCUUUUGAGUUAUGUUGUGAACCUUUAUUCAAGGCAAGGUGCAUUUUAAGUCGAACUUGCCCUGUUGACAACUGCGUAUUUUGUUUUGUUUUUUCCCGCUCCAUGUAAACAUGUAUUUGGUGCAUUUAACCAUUUAUAUGUACGGAAAUUUUGAAACUAAGAAAAUGUCGAUGAAGAGUUUGUGAUACAUAUUCAACAUAAUGGAUCAUUUGUAUUGUUUUUCCUGCAGUUUACUUUGGUCUAUAAGAUGAAAGACUGGUAAUUGAAAAAGCAAAAGUUUUGAUUGCACUACUUUAUGACC